Molecule: messenger RNA, 2145 nt
Organism: Stereum hirsutum FP-91666 SS1
Lineage: Eukaryota; Fungi; Basidiomycota; Agaricomycetes; Russulales; Stereaceae
Product: cysteine proteinase
Exons: 13
Coding region: 1-2145 (714 amino acids)
Biological process (GO): proteolysis
Cellular component (GO): cytoplasm
Molecular function (GO): calcium-dependent cysteine-type endopeptidase activity
Source: RefSeq, a predicted model, not a curated record
AUGGAUAGCUCGACGGAGGAGAUGAGCGCAAAGAACGAGCGCCCACCCUCAGAUGUCGUCGUCGAUAUCCCUCUCCCCUCUGCAGACGAGAAAUUGUCUGCUUUCUCUCUUGCUGCGACCCGAACUCCUCGGAUCAUGGCCACUCCCGAGCUCCCUGAAGUCAUUUCAAGGUGUCGGAAGAGAGUGAGAGACAUAUCGACUCAAUGUCGCAGAGAGAAUCGAUGCUUUCGGGACAUAGAGUUUGAUCUGGCGGUUGACAAGGAUAAAUGUCUGAACGGCCUGGACUUCAUCUACGGCCACAAUCCGACCGACACAAUGCGCGUCACAGAGAUCUUUGAACAUCCACAAUUCUACGUGAACGGUGCUGCGACCAGUGGUAUUGCCCAGGGUGUUCUGGGCGACUGCAGUUUCCUGAGCGAAUUGGCGGUCAUUGCGACUAUUGGAUUGGUCGAAGAGAUAUGCGUCGAGCGCGACGAGGAAGUCGGAAUUUAUGGCUUCAUCUUCUGGAAGAACUCGCAAUGGGUAGACGUGGUCGUCGAUGAGUACGACUCUCUUCGCUCUUGGCACACCGCAGAAUUGACUGUGACUUACCUCAGCUUGCUGUAUGUGAGAUAUCUGCACUGGUCAGAGCUCACCAAGAAGCAAAAGAAGAGCCAUCAUUACGAUGAGGAAUCAUACAAUAAGCAGUUUCAGCAUGGGGGCAAGGCACUGUACUUUGCCCGCUCGACAAUUGAAAAUGAGACAUGGGUGCCCCUCAUUGAGAAAGCAUACGCGAAGCUUCAUGGAGACUAUAGUGCCCUGGAAGCUUUCCCAUCCGGUGACGCUAUGGAAGAUUUGACGGGGGGCGUCUCCACCAUGAUGAAUACAAAGGAUAUCCUCGACAAAAACCUAUUCUGGACUUCCGAACUGAACAACCCCGAUGGGAAACGCGCUUUGGUCUGCUCUCUGCGGGGCCGCCUGGCUCCCGCAUCGGAAGAUCGCGGAGGUUCGAGUUCAAAGUCACCAGGUUCGACGCAGUCUCUUUUCCUCAGGGCUGUUCGGCCACUACUGCACCCUUUCGUCAAGGUUUGGGACGUGUUGGCGCAUAGGAGAGACGUCACAGGUAAUGGCCUGUCGACUAUGCAUGCGUAUUCUGUGAUUGGAACGGCAGAAUACGAGGGUAUGAAGUUCGUCAAACUUCGGAACCCUUGGGGAAAGACGGACUGGAAAGGGAAGUGGAGCGAGAAGAGCAAAGAGUGGGGCAAGAGUGGAUGGCCGUUGGCGGAGGUGAAGCGAGCGUUGGGUCAUAAGUUUGAGGAUAAUGGCGAAUUCGUUAUGACCUAUGACGAUUUCCUCCGGACUUGGGACUAUGUCUCUAGGUGCCGUUUUUUCGACGAGGAAUGGAUUCUCAGCCAAAUUUGGUUGAGCGUACCCUGCGGCAAAUUCCCGAAACCGGUCGAAUUCGGGGACGUCACAUUCACAUUCUCAUUGUCGCAAGCGAGUAAUGUAGUUGUUGUUCUAGCUCAGCUGGACAAACAAUAUUUUAGGGGUAUCGAUCCCUUCACGAGCUUCGGGCUCGAGUUCGUCAUCUAUAGGCGGAACGAAACCGAUGCUCUGGCAACUUCGCUACCCCACAGCUCCUGGUACCGCAGUGUCAAUGUCGAACUCAAUCUCGAUGCUGGCGAAUAUGUCGUUCAAGUCCGCAUUGACAGGCUGGCGACGCGAAAUCGGGACGAGCCUCUGCCCAACAACUUUCGCUUCGACGCCUUGAGAAAGUACGCCUAUAAACAAGCUGAAAUAUUGAAGAGCUCGUCCAUCGCUUCCAAUUUCGAUCCAUUGGCCUACGGCUCGAAAAUGCCUGUGCAAUCUGAGACGUUCCGUGGCCAGGAUCUAACUACUAUGGAGAUACAGAUGCAUCAAGAGCUCAAGAAGCGCGCUGCCGAAAGACAUGACGCGCACCCACCACCACAGUCGUUCCGUCCCAACCUCCAUGUUGAAACUCGCGAUAGAUCCACACAUGUUGAUGCAGAGACUCAGUGCGAACCACAAGUGACCCCAGAGCCGGUCCAAUUGGAGGGCUCUCUGGACCAUCGCGAGGAGGAGAUUCCACACGUCGAAGAUGCACCGCAGUAUUUAUCAAUUUCUCUCCAUUAUACUCCUGUCUAA